CGUGCAGUCUUCUUUUCUUCCUUUAGAGAACAGUUUGCUUCAAUGUCCGGGUUUCAGGAUCUUAAAGAUUUCUUCAGCCGGCGGCUGCUCGCUGCGGUUAUCAAAGACAUCACAGGACAAACCACAACAUCUUUAUACGAAGAGGAGCUUCACCACCAAAGAGAGCUGCUGAAGGUGAUUUUAACACCUGAAAUCAAGCUGCAGAGAGCAGUGUUUCCUGCAGAUGUCCAGCAGCUGGCAGAGAGUAAAGAAGAUCUUCUUGUGAAGCAGAGGUGGAGCCCCUGUCUGGACCAUGAGAACACUGAACCCCCGCACAUUAAAGAGGAACAGGAGGAACUCUGGAGCAGUCAGGAGGGAGAGCCGCUUCAAGGACUCGAUGAGGCUGAUCCCACCAAGUUCCAACCGACUGUUCUCCCUGUGAAGAGUGAAGAUGACGGAGAGACAUGUCAGUUCUUACAGCUUCAUCUGGGACACACUCCAAAAAUGGGAACAGCAGCUGAUGGAGAGAUCUGUGGAGGACCAGAAACAGCCUGGAACUCUGAUCCAGGAAGUGAUAAUGAAUUUGAAAACCCCUCUGAGCCUGAAACAAAUGACAUUUGUAAUCAGAGGAAGACCAGUGAGCAUGAGUCAGGUUUACACUCCAACAAAUCUAAAGACAAGAGAGUGACUGAUAAAACAGUGCAUAGCUGCCCAGAGUGUGGUAAACAGUAUAAACACAAUCAGGGCCUGGUCUAUCACAUGUUAGUUCACACCGAAGAGAAACCCUUCAGCUGCUCUGAGUGUGGUAAAAGGUUUAACCAGAAACAGAAUCUGAUUUCUCACAAGUUAGUCCACACAGGAGAGAAACCCUUCAGCUGCUCUGAGUGUGAUAAAAGGUUUAGCCAGAAACAGGAUCUGAUCACUCACAAGUUAGUCCACACAGGAGAGAAACCCUUCAGCUGCUCUGAGUGUGGUAAAAGGUUUAAAUGGAAACAGAAUCUGAUCACUCACAAGUUAGUCCACACAGGAGAAAAAUCCUUCAGCUGCUCUGAGUGUGGUAAAAGGUUUAGGUUUAGAGGAAGACUGAUCCAACACUUGUUUGAUCACAGGGUAGAGAAAUCCUUCAUUUGCUCUGAGUGUGGUAAAAGGUUUAGUCGGAAAGCAUAUCUGAGAACACACAUGUUGGUUCACACAGGAGAGAAACCUUGCAGCUGCUCUGAGUGUGGUAAAAGGUUUAGUCAGAAAUCAGGUUUGAAUAUACACAUGGUUACUCACACAGGAGAGAAACCCUUCAGCUGCUCUGAGUGUGGUAAAAGGUUUAGUCAGAAACUGAGUCUGAUCAGACACAUGUUGGUCCACACAGGAGAGAAACCCUUCAGCUGCUCUGAGUGUGGUAAAAGGUUUAGUCAGAAACCGCAUCUGAUUACUCACAAUUUAGUCCACACAGGAGAGAAACCCUUCAGCUGCUCUGAGUGUGAUAAAAGGUUUAGUCGGAAAGCAUAUCUGACAUCACACAUGUUGGUUCACACAGGAGAGUAAGGCUCAUCUGCUCUGUUUGCAGUAAAGGACUUAAAUCACUAGAGGAUGUGAACAGUCAUGUUUGUGACCACUCUGACCUAUCGGCUAAAAACACAACAGUGAGAUGUCAUUUGGAGUGGUUAAACAUCAACAGUUUCUGAAGAGACAGAAAGACAAGAUUUUGUUGAAUAUCGCUUAUAUAAUGUGUCCAGUUCCACCCUUGAGUGAAUCAGCACUCCAGAAAAUAUAAUCACUGAUAAUCCACAUAAUGAUAACAUAACCGAGCAUGGGUUGCCCAGACAAUGCUCAUGUAUGUGCCUAUGUAAUGUCUCAAGCUUGUAGUUUUACAUACCCAGCCCAUAAGGCUGAUUCUGAUCUAGUUUUUAUGUUUUUAUUAUUACUUAUAAGUGUAAGAAGACUUUGAAUCUCUUUAAAAACUGUGUA
Notolabrus celidotus (New Zealand spotty) is the source of this 1941-nucleotide messenger RNA. RefSeq names its product zinc finger protein OZF-like. Gene Ontology annotation, cellular component: nucleus. The coding region runs from base 43 to 1518 and encodes 491 amino acids. Gene Ontology annotation, biological process: regulation of transcription by RNA polymerase II. Gene Ontology annotation, molecular function: RNA polymerase II transcription regulatory region sequence-specific DNA binding; DNA-binding transcription factor activity, RNA polymerase II-specific. NCBI's taxonomy places the organism in Eukaryota, Metazoa, Chordata, Actinopteri, Labriformes, Labridae. The transcript is spliced from 3 exons. The record is from RefSeq and is a predicted model, not a curated record.